Indicator indicator is the source of this 2208-nucleotide messenger RNA. RefSeq names its product phosphoinositide-3-kinase regulatory subunit 3 (gene PIK3R3). Gene Ontology annotation, cellular component: phosphatidylinositol 3-kinase complex. The coding region runs from base 1 to 2208 and encodes 735 amino acids. The record is from RefSeq and is a predicted model, not a curated record. Gene Ontology annotation, biological process: insulin receptor signaling pathway; phosphatidylinositol phosphate biosynthetic process. Gene Ontology annotation, molecular function: 1-phosphatidylinositol-3-kinase regulator activity; protein binding. NCBI's taxonomy places the organism in Eukaryota, Metazoa, Chordata, Aves, Piciformes, Indicatoridae. The transcript is spliced from 15 exons.
AUGGCCUCCUCAGAUGGGCUGCAGUACCGGGCUCUCUACGAGUACAAGAAGGACCGGGAAGAGGACCUGGCACUGUGCCCUGGGGAUGUGCUGACGGUCAGCAGGGCCGGGCUGCUCAGCAGCCCUGACUACAAGGACGGGGACGAGCGCAGCCCCCAGGGUUGGCUCCAUGGCUUCAACGAGCGCACCAAGGAGCGCGGUGACUUCCCUGGCACCUACGUGGAGUAUCUGGGUCCGACACGCAUUGUCACCACCUCUACCAAGGCCAGGCCGCGGCCCUUGCCCCCACCACCCGCCGGGACCCCCACACCCUGGGGUGAGUGCUGGGGGAGCAAGAAUGUGGCAGAUCUGGCCGAGCACCCCACCCUCCCCGAGCAGGCGUUGCCAACCGUGGCCAGGCUCAUCGAGGCGUUGGAAAAACAAGGUCUUGACGGUGAGAUGCUCUACAGAUCCCCCCCAGGUGUGCUGGGGGAUGCUGAGCUGAAGCAGGCUCUUCUGGCAGAUGCCUCGGCUGUGGACAUGGAUCUGUACGAUGCUCAGACGCUGGCAGAGGCCCUGAAGUGGUACCUCCAGGAGCUCCCAUCGCCCCUGGUCCCCCCAGCCCUCUACAACGACUUGGUCCACAUGGCUCAAGACACCCCAGGCCUGGAGGAGUGUGGCCAGCGAGCCAGAGCCCUGCUGGCCCCCCCGGCCCUGCCGCAGCCCCAGGCACUGCUCCUGCAGCAGCUCACCCACCACUUCUGCCGCCUCUGCCAGGGCACUCGCAGGAGCCGCCUCUCACCCCGCCUCCUCGGGGAGCUCUUUGGAGAGCUGCUUCUCCGCCCCGCAGCAGCCAGCACUGAGGCAAGCCCUGAGCUCCGUGCAAGGAUCCUGGAGUCCCUCAUCAUGGCCGACGAGGUGGCAGAGGUGCCAGCAGCCCCUGCUCUUCCUCCAAAGCCCCCCAAACCAAUGACUCCAGUCAAUACAAAUGGAAUGAAGGACAACUCCAGUUUCUCUCUGCAAGAAGCAGAGUGGUACUGGGGGGACAUCUCAAGGGAAGAAGUAAAUGACAAACUACGAGACAUGCCAGACGGAACUUUCCUGGUACGUGAUGCAUCAACCAAGAUGCAGGGGGACUACACUCUGACCUUACGGAAGGGUGGCAACAAUAAACUGAUAAAGAUCUAUCAUCGGGAUGGAAAAUAUGGCUUCUCUGAUCCACUGACCUUUAAUUCAGUUGUGGAUCUGAUCAACCACUACCGCAAUGAGUCUCUGGCUCAGUAUAACCCAAAGCUUGAUGUGAAGUUGAUGUAUCCAGUGUCCCGGUACCAGCAGGAUCAGUUGGUGAAAGAAGAUAAUAUAGAUGCAGUAGGUAAAAAGCUUCAAGAAUACCAUGCUCAGUAUCAGGAAAAGAGUAAGGAGUAUGACAAGUUGUAUGAAGAAUAUACCAGAACGUCACAGGAAAUUCAGAUGAAGAGGACAGCAAUUGAAGCAUUUAAUGAAACUAUUAAGAUAUUUGAGGAGCAGUGCCACUCACAAGAGCGAUACAGCAAAGAAUACAUUGAGCGAUUUCGCAGGGAGGGGAAUGACAAAGAGAUUGAACGGAUAAUGAUGAACUAUGAAAAAUUAAAAUCACGUCUGGGUGAGAUCCAUGAUAGUAAAAUGCGCCUGGAACAAGAUUUGAAGAAGCAAGCUCUGGACAACAGGGAGACUGAUAAGAAAAUGAAUAGUAUCAAGCCUGACCUGAUUCAGCUCCGCAAAAUCAGAGAUCAGUAUCUUGUAUGGCUCAAUCACAAAGGAGUGAGACAGAAGCGAAUAAAUGACUGGCUGGGGAUCAAAAAUGAAAAUAUUGAUGACACAUACUUUAUGAAUGAAGAGGAUGAAAACCUGCCACACCAUGAUGAGAAAACUUGGUUUGUUGGGGAUCUCAACCGUAUCCAGGCGGAAGACUUGCUCUGUGGGAAACCCGAUGGAGCGUUUUUAAUUCGUGAGAGCAGCAAGAAAGGAUGUUAUGCUUGUUCUGUGGUAGCUGAUGGAGAAGUGAAACACUGUGUGAUCUACAGCACUCCAAGAGGUUACGGGUUUGCUGAACCAUAUAACCUGUACAGCACACUGAAGGAUUUGGUUCUUCAUUACCAGCAGACAUCCCUUGUCCAACACAAUGAUUCCCUAAAUGUCAGGCUUGCCUAUCCUGUCUACGCACAGAUGCCCCCCUCUCUCUGCAGAUAA